This is a messenger RNA of Staurois parvus, 1167 nucleotides long. NCBI's taxonomy places the organism in Eukaryota, Metazoa, Chordata, Amphibia, Anura, Ranidae. The record is from the annotation of a GenBank genome assembly.
GGGGAGAGAAAAGGAACCAACAAGUAUUACCCUCCGGAUUUUGAUCCCGCCAAACAUGGCUCUCUCAAUCGCUAUCGGAACAGUCACCCGCUGCGGGAACGGGCCCGGAAGCUGUCCCAGGGCAUCCUUAUCAUCAGGUUUGAAAUGCCUUAUAACAUAUGGUGUGAUGGCUGCAAGAAUCACAUUGGAAUGGGUGUGCGAUAUAAUGCAGAGAAGAAGAAAGUGGGCAAUUACUACACAACUCCUAUAUACAGGUUUAGGAUGAAGUGUCACUUGUGUGUGAAUUACAUCGAGAUGCAGACUGAUCCAGCUUCUUGUGAUUAUGUCAUUGUGAGCGGAGCGCAAAGGAAGGAGGAGCGAUGGGACAUGAGUGAGAACGAGCAAAUCCUAACAACAGAACAUGACCAGAAGCAGAAACUGGAGACGGAUUCUAUGUACCGGCUGGAGCACGGUGCGGCAGAUAAAGAGAAGCUGCAGAAGGCCAUACCCACCCUGUCUGAACUGCAGGAAGCACAGGGUGCCUGGAAGGACGACUUUGCUCUCAACAGUCUUCUGCGCAACAAGUUUAGAGAAGAGAAAAAACAGAUUCGAGAGGAGGAACAGAAGGACCAGGCUUUCCUGAAGAAGGCCUCCUUAGAUCUGAAGCUGCUUCCGGAGACAGAAGAGGAUAAGAGGAUGGCGUCACUACUAAAGUACCGCAGCCUGGAGUGUAAGCAUUGGAAGACGCCAUAUGACAAAAGGCAGCAGAAGAAACGAUCGGAGAUUUCCAGCCGCCCUUGGUUUUCUCGGGGAAGUGACGUGAAGAUCCAGACAACAAACAACUCUUUAAAGAAUCUCAAGAUCCGACCUAAACCUGUAUCCAGCCCCGUAACAUCUGCUUUAUCACUGGGAGUGGUAAGGAGGGAGUCAAAGGAGGGGAAUGAUAAGGAAAAGACUGUUUGCCUGGCUGAAUGUGGACAAGAAACAUCAGAGGAGACCAAUGGGAAACAUUGGGAGAACAGCGAAUUUAUACAGCCAGCGAAUGAGAGCACUGCUCUACAGACUGUCAGUAACACAGAUACUUCUCCGCCUGAGACCCCGCCCAAGGACACACCCCCCAAAGAGCCAGCUGCUUCCUCCUGCCUUGUACCAGACUACUCCGAUUCCAGCUCUGAGUCUGAGUCGUAA